Messenger RNA from Coregonus clupeaformis (lake whitefish), 2123 nucleotides. Its product is annotated as ATP-dependent Clp protease ATP-binding subunit clpX-like, mitochondrial. Gene Ontology annotation, biological process: proteolysis; protein catabolic process. Gene Ontology annotation, molecular function: ATP hydrolysis activity; protein dimerization activity; zinc ion binding. Gene Ontology annotation, cellular component: mitochondrial matrix. NCBI's taxonomy places the organism in Eukaryota, Metazoa, Chordata, Actinopteri, Salmoniformes, Salmonidae. The record is from RefSeq and is a predicted model, not a curated record. The transcript has 15 exons. Bases 197 to 2071 code for a protein of 624 amino acids.
GAGGAGGAAGAAGAAGAAGAAGAAGAAGAAGAAGGUUACCCAUGCUAGCUGGACAGUCACACAUUGGUACGACACCGUUGACCUGCUACCCUACACAGUCGCAGUGACUCGACGAAAUUGUGCUCCGGAAGAAACUGUCAAGACUUGUUUUGGUUCCAUCGUGCUCCUUUACGAGUCGACAGACCUCGACUAAAGUAUGUCCUGCACAUGCACGUCGGCCGCGAGGAUAUUCUUGAAUUCCGCACACAGAGGACUGUCUUGUUCUCGGAUUCAGCUGUAUGCUCUGAGCAGACCUGGUUCUCGUGAAGCCCCCCUAUCUCCCAGAGUCCGAGUGAGAUCCAUCCAUGAAACGGCAGUAUGUUUCGCCGCUAAAGAUGGAUCCACCAAGGAUGGAUCCAGCGAUGGCGGAAAGAAGAACCUCAGUGAAGGAAAGAGACUGUCGGACUCUUCUGGUGGAUCAGGGAAAGGGGGGAACCAGCUGCACUGUCCCAAAUGUGGAGACCCCUGCACACAUGUGGAGACCUUUGUAUCGUCAACACGUUUUGUGAAGUGUGAGAAAUGCCAUCACUUCUUCGUGGUGCUCUCUGAGACAGACUCUAAGAAGGGUCUGAAUAAAGAACCAGAGUCGCCCGCUGAGGCUGUCAAAAUGGCCUUCGUACAGAAACCUCCCCCGCCACCCAAAAAGAUCUAUGCCUACCUGGACAAGUACGUAGUGGGUCAGUCCUAUGCUAAGAAGGUGCUGGCGGUGGCUGUGUAUAAUCACUACAAGAGGAUCCACAACAACAUCCCUGCUGGGAGCAGACAGGUGGAGGAGAAACAGGCCUCGCUCACACCACGAGAGCUAGAGCUGAAAAGACGGGAGGAUGAGUACAGAUUCACAAAACUCCUUCAGAUAGCAGGGAUCAGUCCCCAUGGCAAUGCUCUGGGGGCCUCCAUGCAGCAGCAGGCCAAUCAGCAGGCUCCUCAGGAGAUGAGGGGCGGGGACGUGUUAGACUCCACCCACACCGACAUCAAACUGGAGAAGAGCAACAUCGUGUUGCUAGGCCCCACCGGAUCAGGAAAGACAUUGUUGGCCCAGACCCUGGCCAAGUGUCUAGAUGUACCCUUUACCAUCUGUGAUUGUACCACCCUGACCCAGGCUGGCUAUGUUGGGGAGGACAUCGAGUCUGUUAUCGCCAAGCUGCUGCAGGAUGCCAACUACUCUGUGGACAAAGCACAGCAAGGCAUUGUGUUUCUGGAUGAGGUGGAUAAGAUCGGCAGUGUUCCUGGAAUCCACCAGCUCAGAGACGUAGGAGGAGAGGGAGUACAGCAGGGCCUGCUGAAACUCCUGGAGGGCACGAUAGUGAACGUCCCAGAGAAGAACUCCAGGAAGCUGAGAGGAGAGACGGUGCAGGUGGACACCACUAACAUCCUGUUCGUAGCGUCAGGAGCCUUCAACGGACUCGACAGAAUCGUCAGCAGACGGAAGAAUGAAAAGUACCUGGGCUUCGGGACGCCCUCCAACAUGGGUAAGGGUCGCCGUGCGGCGGCAGUGGCCGACCAGGCUAACAGCAGUGAACAGACGGACAUGGUGGCAGAGAUGGAGGAGAAGGACCGGCUGCUGAAGCUCGUGGAGGCCCGGGACCUCAUUGAGUUUGGGAUGAUCCCGGAGUUCGUGGGGCGUCUGCCAGUGGUGGUGCCUCUGCACAGUCUGGAUGAAGAGACUCUGGUCCGCAUCCUGACAGAACCACGUAACGCUGUCAUACCCCAGUACCAGGCCCUGUUCAGCAUGGACAAGUGUGAACUGAAUGUAACCACAGAUGCACUGAGGGCCAUCGCCAGGCUGGCUCUGGACAGGAAGACGGGAGCCCGUGGCCUGAGGUCCAUCAUGGAGAAGCUUCUUCUGGAGCCAAUGUUUGAGGUGCCGUGUUCAGACAUCAUGGCUGUGGAGUUAACCGAGGACGUGGUCCAGGGUAGAUCAGAACCACAAUACGUCAGGGCUCCAGUGAAGGAGGCAGCAGAGGAGGAGUAUGACUUUGGUACCGAAGAGGAGAACUGGUCCAGACAGGUGGACGCAGCAGCCAACAACUGAUUUGAUCCCCCUGUCCUUUACCGUCACUCAUUUUCAAGAACUCCUACAUAAU